Molecule: messenger RNA, 5498 nt
Organism: Amphiprion ocellaris (clown anemonefish)
Lineage: Eukaryota; Metazoa; Chordata; Actinopteri; Pomacentridae
Gene: rab1ba
Product: zRAB1B, member RAS oncogene family a
Exons: 6
Coding region: 292-897 (201 amino acids)
Molecular function (GO): GTP binding; GTPase activity
Source: RefSeq, a predicted model, not a curated record
ACCGCACCUGCGCAGCCAUCUUGAACCUUUAGCAAGCAACGGACACCGCAAGGCAGGAAAAGGGAGUGAAAUAUACUAACCAAAGCGAAGGAAACAGUGAUAUGUCGGCUACAAUUAAGGAUAUAUGAAUCAGUAAAGAUCGAAUAGAGCAGAGCUACCUGGGUACAGCAACGGAGAGAGUUAACAACCAUCUAAGUGCCUCGGAUACCCGGACCUACAAGUCAUCUUUUUUUUGCCGGACGAGGAAGGAAGAGCCGAUUUUCCGACAGAAAAAACAUCCAGAGUGAAAUCAUGAAUCCCGAAUAUGACUAUCUGUUCAAGCUCCUUCUCAUUGGAGACUCUGGAGUAGGAAAGUCCUGUCUUCUGUUGCGCUUUGCAGAUGACACCUACACUGAGAGCUACAUUAGCACCAUCGGAGUGGACUUUAAGAUCCGCACCAUUGAGCUGGAUGGCAAGACCAUCAAACUUCAGAUUUGGGAUACUGCAGGUCAGGAGAGGUUUCGAACUAUCACCUCCAGUUACUACCGUGGAGCCCAUGGCAUCAUAGUUGUAUAUGAUGUGACAGAUCAGGAGUCCUACAACAACGUCAAACAGUGGCUUCAGGAAAUUGAUCGUUAUGCCAGUGAAAAUGUCAACAAACUUCUGGUGGGCAACAAGUGUGACCUGACUACUAAGAAAGUCGUGGACUACACAACAGCCAAGGAGUUUGCUGACUCUUUGGCCAUCCCCUUCCUGGAGACGAGUGCCAAGAAUGCCACCAAUGUAGAGCAGGCUUUCAUGACCAUGGCGGCUGAGAUCAAGAAGCGUAUGGGUCCCGGCGCUACAGCCGGUGGCGACAAGCCCAACUUAAAAAUCGAGAGCACCCCCGUCAGGCAGUCUGGAGGGGGUUGCUGUUAAAGAUUCCCUCACCCCAUCACCCCAGCCAUCACCUACACCAUUUCCACUGAGAUUUCCCUUAUUCUCCUCUCUGUGCUCUCUUACUUCACCUCUGCCAGUCCCACACCUCACCAUUCCUCCAUAACACCAUGUAACCCACGCACACCUCCCUGACUACCCCUCUGUCAGCCUGCCUGGACAUACAGGACGGCCGGGCAAACAGAAAAGUAAUCUGCAACUUAGGGAUGGCCUGUAUCCCCUCCACAAACAAAGUGGAGAAGGCAAAAAAUUAUGCGAGGGUGGGGGGGGUGGGUGAUCGCAGAAACAGACACUGAGACAAGUUUUGCUUUCUUCCAAAAGGACAGAAAGAAAAUGGAUGCUGGGGAAGAUUGGUAUUGAUUCAGCGUUAAAUGGAAGCAGUGGAAGAUUAUAUUUAGAUACAAGUGAGCUUAUGUCCACACACACACACACACACACACACACACACACACGCACACACACACACGCUGUAGUGGGGUGGUACAGGUUAAAGAGAUUUAAGCCUUUUAGCCCAACACAUUUGUCCUCAGGCUGUGUCUGUCUUUGUCAGUCUCAUCUUGUGUCCCCCAACCUCAUCCCACCCUAGCCUAAAUUUUUGCAACUUGGAAUUAUUUACCUGCACAGUCUCACCACUCUAUAUGCUCUGUACACAGUAGUAAAAGGAAAUGUUCCCGAAUAGCAGCAGCCUGCUAACAGUGACUCAUCAUUGCUGUUUCCUGAUUAGGGUCCAGGGAAAGCCCUAUCAGGGAGCCUCCUCUUCUUCAGCCUCUCCUCCACUUUCUUACAGUGUGUUCAGAUAGACAGCAAAAUCAGUUUUUUAAACUCACAUUUGAGCAGUCUGCGUUCUUUUACCUCAGGCAAGCCAGUGUAUCAGCUGCACAGACAUUAGCUGUGGGCUAGCUAGGGAGUGUUUGAACUUCUGCAAUUUUCCUCCAGUCUCUGCUUGUUCCUACUGUUUCUGUAUGUUCAAGAAAGGGUUACAUUUUUCCUCAGAUUUUUUAACAUAAUCGGUUUCUUCAGCUCUACUCAAAUUGCUGUCUAGCUGAACUUAAUAGCCUAUUUUCAGUGACAUUUAAUGCAGUCACAUUGUUUCCUAUCUGUCUGAACACACCUUUAAUUUGUCAUUCUGCUUCAAACAAACUCUCUUAUCAAAAGCAUUCGGUUGUAACCAUGUAAAGUGACAGAAGAAGUUGUGUGAAAAAUGGCAAGAAAGAGAGCUUACUUUCAUGUCUCUUCAUGCUGGCCAUUUGUUCAAAGUGAGUCUGAUUGUCAGAUUAAAGUGACAAAUUACCUCCAGGAUUAGAAAGGAGGUUUUACUGAUAGAGUCUACUACAUGCAUUUAGUUGGAAAAAUACUGGGCCUUUAGUACAUCAGAAAAUGAUAGAGAAAUAUUCAUUUGCAUUCUCAUGAAACAAAAUAGGUAGCAUAGUGGUUACUUGUGAGGAUAGUUGUCAAGCUGCUGGUGUGCAGUUACAGUUAGUAAGCCUGCUACUUUGGUCAAUAGUAGUAAGUUACAACACUUUACUCAAUGUACCAUAGACUCCUGUGUGGAAGCCAUGCCUGUUGUGUGGAGCUGGAUGUAUGAGAAUGGAAGGUACAACACAGGUAGUGUGAUAACAUUCUGUAUUCUGGAUGGUUUGACUUGCAGGUGGUCAGGGAAGCAAACCUGUUCCUUAACUUAGGCAGCUCAGCUGAUUCCACAUAUAGAAGUCAGCUGGGAUGGAAGUGGGAGUUAUGAGAUCUGUAAUAUAUGGUGUUAGUCUUUUAAAGCUAUGAUUUCAUGGAAGAAAAGAAUGACAUGACAAAAUGCUGUAACCUUUAGCAGAGUGAAAUGCUGAAAUGACACUAAAAAUUAAAGUCACUUGGGCAGACAGCACAGACGAUGAGGCAUGACAAAGCUGGGGUAGGGUGGGGUUUGGGGGGUGGGUGAGCACUUGAUUUGAGUUAUUUUGACAACCAGAAACAAUUGGCAAUAUCCUGCAUUAACCUUACAAUUUGUGUUUUAUCAUUGUUGUGAUUUCAUAGGUUGUUCUGAUGGGGACGACUUACACAAUAAGCUCCGCCUCUCAUGUUCAGCACAUGACAGAAUAGGUUGUAGGAUGUUGUUUUGUUCUUGUUUGCUUGCAGAUGAAGCUGGGGUAGAGAUGUGGUGUGAUUGUGUCUAUUGGCUUAGAGGGUGGGGUCUUACAAAAGCUGCUGUUCCUUUCCUGGGGUCAACCAAUCUGUCAGGGUCUCCCAUGUGGACUCUUGGGUCAUGUCUGUUUUUUUUUUUUUUUUUUUUUUUUAUGUCAGUGAGCAUCCCUGGUUCCUCAUCAGAUUCCUUAGUGCUCCAGUUUGUGCCUCCCAUGUAACCGUCCUCCCUAUGCUUGAGUCUGAUUAUUAAGGCCUUGGUGACUUCAGUAGAACAAGUUCAUAUGAAGUAUUGUUCAAACAUCAAACAUACUGAUGUUGAGAAAUGUUUACAGCUGUUAUGAAGCGACAUACUCAAAGGUCACACACUGAAUUGUAUAGAUGAGGAUAACCGUGCACAUUCUUUAGCAGCUUUUUUAGCUGCAGAAGGCAGAAAUCUACGAAAAACUAAACAAAAAAAAUCAAAGAAUUGAAAAAAUGACAACCUUCAUCCUCUAGUUCUUCCUUCUCCCCUCAGCUCUAUGCUCCUCUCACCAAACAAGCAUGCAGUUCAGACGCACAAAGAUAGCCAAGACAAAAGCCAACAUUUAUUUAUGGCUUCACUUCUUAACCUAGGUCACCUCAAGAUCCACAUAAUGGCUUUCUUCCAACAACUAGGACUUUUGCAGUUUUGGUGUCAGACACCAAAGAUGGCCCUUCAACAGAAAGACUUCAGUCGCCUCAUGAUAAUUGUGCAGAGCUCACUAGUGAUAAAGGCCAUUAAAUGCAGUUGAAACCUCUGUGAAAGGAUACUAAAUGGUACUUCUUGGAUUAGAUCCAAGGGUUGCUAAGGAGAAGUACAAAUUUGAUCAUUCAGCUUUCAGUGAAAUUUGUAGAGUUCAGAUUUCUGCCUGAACUCUAAAGCACUGCGGUUAUAUACUCAGCACGGAUCACUGAAAAAGAACAAACUGGAGCGAGCCAUAUCUGAGCAGAUCUGAGAGUGUUGCACCUGUAGUUGUUGAUCGUAGCUGCCAGCAGUUAGCGUAGUAACGGUGGAGUCACAGAGUAUGAAUUGUUUUACGUGCUUGAAGCUCUGAGCGCCUCACUGCUUUUAAUACCUCUGUGUUAGCUCUCAGUGGUAUUUCUAGGGAAACUGGAAGGAAUGUGAAAAACAAAGCAUCCGCCUGGACUGUUGGAGGGGCCUCUACAUAGCCGUGAAACUCUGCUUCUUUACAUAUAACCUGAUCAAUCUGAGCCACCUAUUUUUACCCUGUUUGACAAGAGAACUGGAAGAUAUGCUGACAUUUUUGUAGAAAGCUGCUCUCACAUGACAAAAAAAUUACUGUACUGUGCUAGCGUUUGCCAUUCUUAUGGCUCUAUUGGUUUCUAACUGUACACAUCCACAGUGGUCAGUUUCAUCAUGUGCGUUGUGUUUGGGGGCAUCAGGAGAUUCAGGGACUGACUGGUCUUGGUUUGCUGACCGGGUAUGAACUCCCAGCUCUUCCUUCAAGCCAACCAUGCCACUUAAACUUGAUGAAUUCCUCAAGAUCCCCACUGACCAGUCCCUGCUCUCGCACGAGGGAAGCUAACCUGGGCUUCACUUGCACUCUUAGUUCUGUACAAGAAGAAACCUGGCAGCAUUUCAGGCAGAACAAGGCUUCAGGCUGAGGCGUCACAAAGAGCAUGCGUUCACUUCCAUUUGUGAAACCGCUUCAGCCGUGUGGAGCCGAAGUGGAAUGCUAGAGUUUUCAGUGCAGGACUGGAAUCUGACACUGAGGGAGAGGGACGGCAGCAGCAAGCAUAUGUAUGUGUCUGUAGAACGGGUCAGGGUUGCAUGUAACAUUCCGGAGCUUUUUGGACAUGUGUUGGUAUCCCGGCAUCACGCCACUCUCACUUUAGUAGAUGCAGAAGAAGCAAUUAUUUGAAAUUUAACACUUAACACACACAGACACACACACACAUACACACACAUAUAGAUGUUUUGCGCUUUCAUGGCGAUUUCCUUUUUUAAAAUCUUUUUCUUUCAACAAGUCUUGAUAUGAUACUGAUUUUAAUGUAUUCAUUGAAUACUAUACUGUGUUGUCUAGUCCAUGAAAGUAUGAGGGAACACUGGGCAGGGUGGGCCUUCUGAUGAGGGAGGGGUUAAACACAUAUAGGGUUUGGCUUCUGCUUAUGAAUGUGAUUCUGAUGAAACAAUGCUUGACUUUUCUUCUUUAGCUCCUAUUUUGUUUUUUGUUUUUUUUGUUUUUAUUGCAUUAAAGGUGGUGUUUUCCUUGUCAUUUGCACACUGUUCAGUGGCUUAAUAAAGGCACUCAUUAAGUGGUGUUUGUUAAUAAAAAGCACCGGGCCUGUCACCUUCUGUCUUUUUAUUUUCUGUUUGGCUUGUUCACUUUGGUGCUGUCUCCCUGCUGAGUUUGCUCAUGUUUUUUUCUGUACAUAUUAUAAAUAUAUAUAUAAUAAAAUGAUGAAAACGA